CCAAGCGCCUCCAUGAAGAGCCCGGGGCACUGUGCCUGGGACGGGGGCUCCUCCGGCAGCUGCUUUGAAGGGGUCCGGUCGGUGUGCUUCGUGUGCCCGCCUUGCUCUGAAGCCCUCCCGCAUCGCCCCCAUUUCCCGGAUUUGAGCAACCUGAGGGCCCGUAACUGUCCCGUCCCGUCCCCCAGCCCCCGGGAUGGGGUUUCGUCUACGGAAGGGCUGCUGCUGCUUGCCGCUGCUGCCGCCCCCCUCCUCCUGCGGGGGCCCCGCCUGGCCUGCCGCCCAAGGGAUGUGCGACUCGGCUGCCCGGAGAAGAUGACUCAGAGCCACGUGGGCAUCAACAGGGACUAUGGCAACUGGGAGUGGAGCCCCGCUGAUGCCGGCGAGCGGGCCAGGCUGUUGCAGAGCCCCAGCGCGGAGGAGCCCCGGCCGGCCACCACCUCCAUGCUGGGUGCCGUCUUCAUCGUCGUGAACGCCGCGCUUGGUGCGGGCCUGCUCAACUUCCCAGCAGCCUUCCAGAUGGCCGGCGGAGUGGCCGCUGGAAUCGCCAUGCAGACGGGGCUCCUGCUCUUCAUUAUUGGUGGGCUGGUCGUCCUGGCCUACUGUUCCCAGGCCAGUAACGAGCGCACCUACCAGGAAGUGGUAUGGGCUGUUUGUGGCCGAGUCCUGGGGGUGCUGUGUGAGGUGGCCAUCGUGGUCUACACCUUUGGCACCUGCAUCGCCUUCCUCAUUAUCAUCGGGGAUCAGCAGGACAAGAUCAUUCCAGUGCUGGUAAAGAGCUGUGCCACAGAAGGGAGGAGCUGCUGGUUCACGGAUCGCAAAUGCACGAUCAGCCUCACAGCCAUUCUCUUCAUCCUUCCACUGUCCGUCCCCAAAGAAAUUGGCUUCCAGAAAUAUGCCAGCUGCUUGAGUGUGAUCGGGACCUGGUACGUCACAAUUGUCGUCAUUAUAAAGUAUUUUUGGCCUGACCAGGUGAUCUCCCCAGAGAUAAUCACAACCAGCCGCCCUUCUUCCUGGGUGUCUGUUUUCAACGCCAUGCCCACCAUUUGCUUUGGUUUCCAGUGCCACGUCAGCAGUGUGCCCAUCUUCAACAGCAUGAAGUGCCCGCAGGUAAGGACCUGGGGAGUCGUCGUGACGGCAGCCAUGGUCAUCGCCCUCUUUGUCUACAUGGGCACAGGCGUCUGUGGCUUCCUGACCUUCGGUGAGAGUGUGCAGCCGGACGUGCUCCUCUCCUACCCCUCGGACGACAUCCCGGUCGCCUUCGCGAGGGCCUUCAUCAUCCUCUCGGUCCUGACUUCCUACCCGAUCCUGCACUUCUGUGGAAGAGCCGUCCUGGAAGGUCUCUGGCUGCGCUACAAAGGGGAAAGCAUGGAGGAAGACACGAGCCGGGAGAGACGCCGACGCCUAUUGCAGACCUUCUGCUGGUUCCUCCUCACCCUCCUCCUGGCCUUGUUCAUUCCGGACAUCGGCAGGGUCAUCUCGGUCAUUGGGGGGCUGGCCGCCUGCUUCAUCUUUGUCUUCCCAGGCCUCUGCCUCAUCCACACCAAGCUUUCCGAAGUUCAGGGAGCUGGAGGAGUGAGCUGGUGGAUGGUGGUCGGCUACGGGAUAUUCAUGGUUGUCCUCGGCGCUUUCAUCUUCGGACAGACAACGGCUAACGCCAUCUCCUUGGAUCUCAGGAAGUGACCCACCAACUCCACUCCACUGGAUCUGGACAGUCCCCUGGGGACUUUUAAGCAGCCAAAUUAUUGGAACCUCCAGACCUCAGCAUUGACAAAGCAGGAGGGUCCUUCUCUUUCUCUGGUCAAAUCACUGCUCUGGUUUCCAGUUGCCGUUGGAUGAGGGGCUGUUGGCUUUUACCUGUUGCCCCCCCCCCCCCCCCACACACACACCCAAAAGAAAGAGGCCUGUGGACUUCAGCCGCUGAGGAGGAGGAGGUCUCUUCAUUUAGCCGGGGAGAUCAGCUGCUCUGCUUGGACCAAGGAUGGAAUAAAGUGAAUGCAUUUGAUUGGGAUGGUUGUGACAUCAGAUAUGUGAAGGUUGCUUGCAAGUCAGCAUGUGAGAAGUGCAUUGAGCAAUUUUAGUGGGGAAAAGGAUCCGUCUCCACAUUAAGCUGCUUUUGCUUUUUGUGUCUGGAACUGAAUCUUGCAAAACAAAACAAA
Molecule: messenger RNA, 2156 nt
Organism: Pseudonaja textilis
Lineage: Eukaryota; Metazoa; Chordata; Lepidosauria; Squamata; Elapidae
Source: RefSeq, a predicted model, not a curated record